Protopterus annectens (West African lungfish) is the source of this 2175-nucleotide messenger RNA. RefSeq names its product transcriptional enhancer factor TEF-3-like. Gene Ontology annotation, cellular component: transcription regulator complex. NCBI's taxonomy places the organism in Eukaryota, Metazoa, Chordata, Ceratodontiformes, Protopteridae. Gene Ontology annotation, molecular function: RNA polymerase II cis-regulatory region sequence-specific DNA binding; DNA-binding transcription factor activity, RNA polymerase II-specific. The coding region runs from base 381 to 2045 and encodes 554 amino acids. Gene Ontology annotation, biological process: embryonic organ development; hippo signaling; regulation of transcription by RNA polymerase II. The transcript is spliced from 15 exons. The record is from RefSeq and is a predicted model, not a curated record.
AAAGUGCCGCUAUGUCUUUCUUCUGUCUAGUCCCCUCCCUGUUGUAUUACAGGCCGUUACGUUAUCCCAGAAUGUCUCCUCCUACUGCUUUCUGCGUUCAUUUCAUUCCAGUCUUCAUUCUUCGGAUUCCAGACUUCCUACUAGCCCCAAACCCUUGGGAAAACAGGGUUUUUUUCUUUUCACAUCAUCCCGGUCCCUAUUAAGACAGACCAGUUGAAGUGCGAGUGGUCGGAUCUCCUCUUCGUGGAGUAUUAGAUGUUCCAGCAUACCCCUGAGGUACUUUCUGCUUACGGACGAAGGUUGUGGAGUCCGGCCCUUUAGCACUAAAAAUAUAUCAACUUUUCAUAUUGUAUAUUGUAAUCAUACCUUCAACAGAGCUGAUGAAGUUUCCAGUACAACUGCCACUUCAGAUUCAGCAAUCCUGUAUGAGCCAGAAGCAGAGGAUGGAGCAGAAGAAAAGGAAACACAGAACUGACCACACCAACUCAGAUGGGACUUUAAACCUUCACAAAGGUUUUCAGGCCGCUUCUCCAAGCGGUGUCUUGGAGUUCAACACCGGCACCAUUACAUCUGCAGAGUGGAGUUCACCAAGCUCCCCUACGGGGAGCAAUGACACAAUCAAUGAUGUAUUGGACAAGCACAUCGAUAGUGAUGCAGAGGGUGUGUGGAGUCCUGAUAUUGAACAAAGCUUCCAGGAAGCUCUGGCAAUCUACCCCCCCUGCGGGCGGCGAAAGAUAAUUCUCUCUGAUGAAGGGAAGAUGUAUGGUCGAAAUGAGCUCAUUGCACGUUAUAUUAAACUACGGACAGGAAAAACCCGUACCCGCAAACAGGUAUCUAGCCAUAUCCAAGUCUUGGCUCGAAGGAAAGCUCGUGAGAUCCAAGUGAGGAUAAAGGAUCAGGUAGCCAAGGAUAAAGCACUGCAGAGUAUAGCAGCUAUGUCCUCAGCUCAGCUAAUCUCAGCUACAGCCUUGCAGAAUAAAAUGUCAUUACCAGGUAUACCAAGGCCUGCCUAUCCAGCAGCACCAGUGUUUUGGCAGAGAGUGUUGACAGGCCAGCCUGCAUCUUCACAAGAGAAUGAGCAGUGUUGCUGCCAGCAAGGAACAAGAGCAUGGAAUGUGCAGAAAGGAGCUGCAGAGAGUUACCAGCAGUGCCAUUGGAAUAGGACAAUCAUUAACCAAAGUGUGAAGACCUUCUCCCAACCAUGUUAUGCAGUUCCACCGCCUCCUAUGCCAGGUAAGGAGGUGAAGGAAGAACCUCAAGAUGAGAGGGAUGCAUUACACACUGUCUUUGGCUGCAGGUGUGAUCCCCAAAGACAGUUAGCCAUUUGCAGGGGAUAUGAGAGCAUGAUAACUCUUUCUCCAUCCCCAACAACACCAUCAUGGCAGGGCAGAAGCAUUGCCAGUUCUAAACUUCGGCUGCUAGAAUUUUCUGCUUUUGUGGAGCAUCAGCAAGACCCAGACAUGUACAACAAGCAUCUGUUUGUGCAUAUUGGCCAGUCAAGCCCAGUAUACAGUGAUCCCUACCUGGAAGCUGUAGACAUUCGGCAGAUUUAUGACAAGUUCCCUGAAAAACAAGGAGGAUUAAAGGAGCUGUUUGAAAAGGGAUCUACAGAUGCCUUCUUCCUAGUAAAAUUCUGGGCUGAUCUAAACACAACUCUCCCAGAUGAUGAAAACUACUUUUAUGGUGUCUCAAGUCAGUAUCAGAGCUCAGAGAACAUGACAAUUACUUGUGCCACAAAAGUCUGCUCUUUUGGAAAGCAGGUGGUGGAAAAGGUGGAGGUAGAACAUGGACAUUUUGAGAAUGGCACCUAUAUGUACCAUAUUCAUCGUUCCCCUCUUUGUGAAUAUAUGAUAAAUUUCAUCCACAAAUUGAAGCAUCUACCUGAAAAAUACAUGAUGAACAGUGUGUUGGAGAAUUUCACUAUUUUACAGGUGGUGUCAAACAUAGAUACUCGGGAAACACUGCUAUGCAUAGCAUACGUGUUUGAGAUAUCAACGAGUGAACAUGGAGCCCAGCAUCACAUCUAUCGACUUAUCAAGGACUAGAACACUCAUAGCAGAGCACACUGCUUUGCUGCCGGGUUGCAUUGCUGUUAUUUCCUUAAAUGAGUUUUGUACCUCAUUACUGUGCCAAAAACAAAACAAAGCAGAAUGCAUUAAAGGACUGAAGAAUCUA